Molecule: messenger RNA, 3690 nt
Organism: Penicillium subrubescens
Lineage: Eukaryota; Fungi; Ascomycota; Eurotiomycetes; Eurotiales; Aspergillaceae
Product: karyopherin MSN5
Exons: 7
Coding region: 1-3690 (1229 amino acids)
Biological process (GO): RNA export from nucleus; protein export from nucleus
Cellular component (GO): RNA nuclear export complex; nucleus; cytoplasm
Molecular function (GO): RNA binding; nuclear export signal receptor activity
Source: RefSeq, a predicted model, not a curated record
AUGGUCGCCGAAGAGCUGUCGGAGGCUGGAAUGGCCGACAUUAUUCGUGCACUGGAGGUCAUCCACAGCCCAACGUCGACCAAUAACCUCCGCAAAGAGGCUCUGUCAUUCGUCGAGGCUCUCAAGGACAACGAGGCAGCAGCUCGCAAUGGCUUUCUGCUAGCUUCACGCGCAGAUCACGCUGCUGUAGUGCGAUACUUUGGUCUGACACUGCUAGACCACGUUUUGCGCCAUUUGUCUUUCACUAAUCCCGAGGAGUCCACGAGUCUUCGAUCGAUGAUCCUUCAGCUCGCCGAGAACAUUCGACCCGAGGACCCAAGCUAUUUCCGCAAUAAAAUCCCGCAGCUGUGGUCGGAGGCAGCUAAAAAGAGCUGGGGCUUGGAUUGGGUGGACAUGGACGAGGCGCUUGUGAAGUUCUGGGGUGUGUCUCUAGUACAUAAUGAGCUGGUGCUCGCAGUGCUGGAGACCUUGUCCGAAGAUGUCUUCUUCCGCGAGGAUACAGUCUCAUCGUUGCGUGGCUCCGAGCUUAAUCGUGCGCUCGUUGAGAUCUUCACGCCUACCGCGAUUGUUGAGCAGAUAAACCCCGAUAAAAACACCAAUGCUGUUCUGCGCUGUGGACAGGAGGGCUGGCUGGUGCGGAUCUGCGAAUUCUUGGAUACCUGCGUUCAAAAUGCCUCUACUUCGGUCGAAGCACGCGAUGCAGCCGUCAAGGCCCUAACGACAUUGAGAUCUGCCCUUUCUUGGUCAAUCUACAAAGCCGUCAUCGCAGGACAGGUCGUUGCUAGUGUUUUUAGGGCUUUGACCUGCCAAGAUGAUCAAGUAUUGCUGGCUGCGGUUGAGGCAUUGCAUUCGCUCUACGGGCGAAACAACAUGGGAAAUGAUGAGUCUCACGGCUUAGUCUGCCUAAUCUUUGAGAGCGAGUAUCUCAGCACUCUCCAAAAUCUGUUCCAGUGGUCAAUUGUCGGCCCCGAUGAUACCGAUGAGCCUAAGUAUCUGAUCUCCAAGAAGCUCUCAGAGAUGAUCUCCUAUGUCGCUGGUUGCCUUGAAGAUGAGAGGUUCCUCCGAGACACCAUGCACCGCUUGGAUCUCCCGCCAUUCUUCAACUUCAUGUUGAACAUCAUGCAGCACCAAAGCUUGACCGUAUCUAUCCCGUGUCUUCACCUGUGGUCAAGGCUUUUGGGUGUCCAGAAGAUUGGUACUUCAGAAUUCGUGGUGAACCAGACCCCGACAUUCCUCACGGUUUGUACCCAACGUUUGAUUCGCUGGGAGUCUCUUCCCACAGAGUCAGAGGAUCCGACAAUCCAGUUCUUAAUUGAAGAUAUUGACACUGUCCCGGAACGUCAUGCAUUCCUUGGUAAUUAUCGUCGAUACUGCUCAUCGAUUAUUGAGACCAUUACCCAGAAGCGCGCUCAAGAGGCGGUGCGCGAGAUCCUUGGGCGGGUUGAUGAGAACCUGGACAACCUGUACAGUGGAGCAGAGCCAUUCCAAAUGCAUAACUACAGUAAAUCAUCAAUCCCGCUCAUGCGCGCGGAUGCUCAAUUUGCCGUUGUCGAAGCCGUCAUCAAGGGCUUUAAUAAGUGGAUUGAAGCCCACGGGAAGGCACCUCAGGAAGAUGAGCAGGAGAGGAAACAGUUGGAGUUUGACGUGGAGAGCUGGGCUUCCAAGCUCAUGCAAAGAAACUUUGAGGAUCCGGUGAUCAAGCAGAAAGUCAUCAAAUUGGUGGUUGACAUCUCGUCUAAAGCACUGGACAACCACCCUGCAUACGCGUUGAAGGUCCUUGAGCACAUUCUCAUGACACGCCUUCCCGACCAGCCCCAGUAUCCUGUUUAUGCCGAGGCUGUCAAGGAGUUGCAUGGCCUAGCUAGUCACGAACUCCGUCGUCUCGCGAUCCGCUACGCUGAUUAUUUCUCCACAUUCUAUGAUCUGCUCGAGCCGAAGAUCAGGGAGAUUACAAUGGCCAAUCGUGUGGACGAUAAACUCCAGAUGGAGCUGACAUCCAUCCUGCUGAUCAUCAUGCAGCGCGCCAGUAACCUUGAUCCGAACCUUCGUCAUAGCCGGCUGGCCGGUUUCCUUGCCCCCAUCCAAGAGGCAUGGCAGGACGAGGAAUUCCGCCGUAUGAGCUCAUCAUUUGAAGGCUUCUGCACUAUGCUUGGAUUGGAGAACGUGGGAUCGUACAUGCAAGCCAAGCAGGCGCACAAGCUCGAGGACUGGUCUUCUGUCGCCUUGGACAAUGAGGGAAAGCUUGUGCAGGAAGAAAUGACCAGGAAGUUCCAGAUGCUACCGUUGCGUGGUACCAAAACUAUGCUGGCUGUGUCAACCGACAAGCUCAAGAGAAGCUCGCCGGCUUAUCAAGUUGCCUGUGAUAUGUGGCAAGAGCUGACUCCUCAGAUUCUUCCCACUUUGGUCCAGCUUCUCACUCAUGCCCAUGCCUUCCAUAACCCGGCCAACUGGGCCGUGAGCGAUGAUAUGCGAGCAGUGGUUGAGCGCAUUUUGACCGAUCGAUUCUGGCAAGCCGGCAUUUCCAGCGGCAGCCGCGACGACUUCUACGCUAAGAUCACUGCAUCAAAGUCGACCCUCGAGGGUUUCGCGUCCUCCGUUCGUGGCAAGAUUCGAGCAGUUCGCGAAUCAUCUUAUUCGAUGCUUUUCAGCAUGAGCCGAAUGCGCCAUCAGUUCUAUGGAUUUGCCGAGCUUCCAGGGCCGUUGUCCGAGGCUCUCUUCAAGGAUGCGGAGCACCUUUCCUCCCACCAGUUUUCGGUCCUGCUUAAUAUCUCGCGCUGCCUGAUUGAUGAUUGUCCUGUCCAAUACCGGGCACAAUUCUUGCCGCCAAUGCUUGCUACUCUGUUCCGCAGCAUCGACCGCAAGAUUACAACCGAGUGGGAGUUGAUUGAGCAGCGAAAGAGCGGAGGCGUGGAUGGGGACCUUACUGACGAAAUGAAGUCGGAAAGUGUUCUUCGUCAAUUGACAUAUGCUGCGGUAAUCAUGGUUGCCAGCCUGUUCGAUCCACAGAGAGGAGAUCCUGAUCGGACAGAGGCAGACCCUAGUGCACAGCAACCCACUCCCGAGCUCGCUGACUCAAUCCGCCACUUUGUCCUAUCCUCCCCCGAAAUCUUCGAACCUGUGAUGCUUUUCUGCACCCAUGCUCUUCGCAUGCGCGACACCCGUUGCUGCAGCAUCAUUACUCGCGUGGUUCGAUCCAUCUUGGCCGACUUCGCACCCCCGAACAAUAGUCAAACCAUCGUGACCAUCCGCGAGUUUAUCUGCACAGACGUUCUGCAGGCUUGUAUUACCUCCGUCCACGAGUCCUAUUUCGUCGAUAUGCAGAAGGACUUGGCCCAGCUCAUCGCGUCUAUCUGGGUCCUGUACGGUUUCUGCAGCGAGACGCCGCGGUCCGUCUUCCUCUCCCUGCCGGGUAUUACUCCAGAAAAGGUUGCCCAGACAGAAACUGCUCUCCAGCGAUGCACCUCCCCGCGCCAGCAGCGUGCUUUGGUUCUCGAGCUCCUCGAGCCGCUCCGAGGUGUGAGCAUUGCUGAGCAAGGCAAGAUCCUUGGCUCGCGGGAGGAGCGCCGCAAGGCGAGGACCGCGAUCCAAAGCCGGUACAUGACCAACGAGAUGGAAACGCAGCAGGAGACGCAUCGUGUUGACAUUAAUGAUGGCCCCGAUCUGUCAGGCGUUGCUGACAUGUUCGGUUAG